GCAUCAAUCAUAAACAUAAACAGUGAAAAGGUGACGUUUUAUUACAUAAAACCAUUUAGCCUUUUAAAAUGAACUUGCCUUGCUAAUUAACUCAUCACAAAAGAACAGGAACGCUCCAGUGGCACGUUUUUUGUUAUUUAAUCGACAUAUUGAUUCAGCAAUACGCCGUACUGUUUGCAUAUGGAAUAAAUUGACUCUUGUAACCGACUCCUUGAAACACCUGAAGUCGGAGUCGAAUCCCCUAAAAAUCCGGAGUCGAAUCUGGAGAUUUGGAGGUUAGCUCGCGCGCGCACUCCAUGAACGCUCUUUGUUCCUCCAACGGACGGCGAUGACGUGUUUAACUCUAAACUAGAAGAUUUUAACGACGUCCUUUUGUCUAAAAAAGCAAAAAAAAAAACAAAAAAAAAUGUUGACACCAAACGUGACCAAAUCACGGAGCCGCACAACCCUUAUAACUAUAAUUCACAACACACAUCCUUUCAUAUCGAUUCACGUUCCUGGCUAAUCGAACUUGUGCUUGUAAGCUCACUUCUGUACCGUCGCGUCAGUUUCAUUGUCUUUUCACGGUGUUUGUUUUUGUUUGCGUUUACGUUUUCUUCCACUUCUCGUGGCACGCGCGAAUCCGCGCGCUCGCUCAAGAUCCUCGCGCGCUCGUGCGCAUGUUUUUCUGCACGGCAGUAGCCAGACUUCCUGUUCUGUUCCGGAAGCGCCUUUGUUAUUCUUUUGCACGGUGUUAUUGGAGCCGUCCAUUAACGCAGAGCUGUAACAUUUUCCUGUUAUUUAUUUAUUUAUUUAUUUAUUUUUUCAUUGUCUGCCAGGAUGAGAGCCAUGAAUGGAAUUAUUCAACCCACAUAAUGUAAUAUUUUAGGAAUUUGGCUUCCCAGGUCAGCCAGUUUACGCCAACAAUCAGAACAUGAGCAUCUUGCCAGGGCAAACAAGUUAAGAGAAGCUGACUCACAGCUAUAAAAGGAAACGGGCGACAGGCCGUGAUCGCUGCGUUCCAGGAAAGGAGUGAAUAUGUGUUUUAAAAUGUCACCAAUGGUCUCUCAUUCAAUCCUCCGCCUGUUCUGUUACUCUUUACGACUGUUCGCAAAACUAUAAGACUAAGGACUCCGGGUUGUAACGAUUGCAAAUCCGCCAAUAGUUUUAUCAGAACGAAUGACAUCAUACAUGUCGAUUUAUUUCUUAUAAAUAGAACAAGUCUUCGGGUUACGGCACCACAUGCAAACGUCUCAGGCGAAUAAUUGGGAACGGAUCACAAAGGAAAGGUUAUGGAUGGAAUAACUUGUUUAGUUAGGGUUAGAACAUGCCUGAGUGCGACAAACAAUGCCGAUCAGAUGAUCAAUGCUGAUUGGCUGAUGGGAACAGCGCUGAUCAGUUGUUUUUUUCUCCCGUGGUGUUUGUGUGGAGCGUGCCACACACCCACUCCACAACAACGACGGCUUUUGCUUGCAUCUUCCAGUGUUUCUUCUGUCAGCAAGUUCAGCAGAGCUGCAACUCAUCCAGCGCCAGCGCAGACGAGCCCAGCGAGGAGAACCACGACUGUGAGAUGGUGAAGAUGACCAAGUCGAAAACCUUCCAGGCCUACCUGCCCAACUGCCACCGCACAUACAGCUGCAUCCACUGCCGAGCACACCUGGCCAACCACGAUGAGCUCAUCUCAAAGUCAUUCCAAGGCAGUCAAGGACGAGCCUACCUCUUCAACUCAGUGGUGAAUGUGGGCUGUGGUCCAGCAGAGGAGAGGGUUCUCCUGACAGGUUUACACGCCGUGGCAGAUAUCUACUGUGAAAAUUGUAAAACCACUCUGGGCUGGAAAUACGAGCACGCUUUCGAGAGCAGUCAGAAAUACAAAGAGGGAAAGUUCAUCAUCGAGCUGGCGCACAUGAUCAAGGACAACGGCUGGGAGUGACCCGUUCAUCAGUUCUCUUUCUGCUCAGUGACCUUUCGGGCCGCCCCGUAGCGGACUUAACAGAGUGACAUGCGCACACACACACACACACGCACACCAACUCCACACACACUCUACCAUUCUACCACCACCAUGCUUUCAUUCAGCGCACAUUCAGACUCCCGCGCCAGUGUUCUGAAUCUCAAAAGGAGUGCCGCGAUGGAGGGACGGGGACCAGCAGAAGGGUGGAAACCACCAGAUCUCACUUCUCCAUCUGCACUCGACUGUCCUCCAAGAUGUAGACGAUCAACCACUCGAGGAUUUACUCCAUCUCUCUAACUGGUGUCUGUGUUGCUGCAGGUCGUGAGCAGUUUACAGUAUCCAGAAGACUCUUUCUUCUUUUCAUUUUCACCCUGUUUGCAAAAGCGAAUGAUGACCGGUGUGUAUGUGUGUGUUUGUGUGUGUUUCAUGUAGGAAUCCUUUCUAAUGGACUGAUGUUACUGGUUAGCAUUACGCCCAGAGACAGUUUUUCACUGAGCAUGCUCUUUUCUGUGUUGGGCUGGGGGGGGAGGGGUUUCGUGAGCGUGGCGGGAUCAGACAGGACGACGUGAAACGUUUUAAACGAGAUUUCUAGAAAGGGGUGUGGCUUAUGUAGCAGUAUGAAAGAUCCUAUUGGACCAGUGUGGGUUUGAGGGCGGGGUUUGAUGCUUUGCAGUGAUCUUUUGUAUUUAUGAUACAUCCCUAAUAUCUCUCGUACGUGAGAGAGAUUUUCUUGAUAUUUUCUCCCUCCCGCCACCCCCUGUUUGUCUUUCUCUCUUCCUCAGAUAACUUCACUGUGCAAUUAUAAUAUUUGUGCGCCCUUCCGGUACAGUUUGUCCCCUGUCUUUAGCUGUAAUUGGUGCUUUAGGCAUGAUCAUACAAAAACAGUGUUGCUUUUAGUGUUGAGGUGGCAUUUGUGGCAGGCUCCAUGUUUGCAUCAGUACUUUAAGUGAAUUGUGUUUUAGUUUUGUUUUUAAAUGCUGUCUGAAGCGCACUGGACAGCCGGGGAAAACUGCACCUAGCGUCUGUGAUCCACAGAACCUCUUCCUCUUCCUCACCUCUUCUCCAUCGUACAUCAGAAUCAUGGCAUAGUUUUUCCCAAUCACGUGAUUGCACACACUCACGCAUACAUUCAGACACGCACGCACGCGUCAGCGAGAGCGUGUGCGUUUUACUUGAAUGCAGUUAUUUUGUUUGCACUUUGCAGAGGCCUUGUUCAUGGGUUUAGAGGCAACAAAAAAAAAACACACUGAACUUUCAAGUCCAGGUUUUCAUGGAUGUUUGUAGCCUUGGAUGAACUUCAGGGUCAGGUGAUUGCUGGCAUGAUCAUCUCCCUCUUUUCUUUCUUUCUUUCUUUCUUUCUUUCUUUCUUUCUUUCUUUCUUUCUUUCUUUCUUUCUUUCUCCUGUUUUUAAACAACUAGACAGUCUGCUGCUUACCUUUUGCUUCUGUUUCACAAGUUGGCAAAUUAAACCAUAACUGCAGAAACACUAGGAAUUUGGCCAAUUUGAUCAAGAACAUGGAUAAGAAGCAGAAAAGAAAAAAAGAAAAAAACCCGAAGACGACGUGUUGCAAAAAAUGCUGCUAUUAAACAAAUGCAAUCCGGAGCUUUCACUUUAUACCUCCUGCACUUUAGCUGUGUGUGUGUGUGUCUCUUGUCCUCCUCCACAUCUUUGCCUCUAAGCUGCAUGAACCUUGUGCCUCUUCAAAAGGACAAAAAAAAAAAAGUAGUAAUUUCUCCCGUUCCUGUUGUGCAGUGCAUGACUCCAGGAUGACUGAUUUCCCUCGUGGCUCUACAUGGGUCAAAAAAAAAAAAACCUCAUAAAUUUUUAUCCACUUAAAACUAUACUCAGAAACCUUAUACGAUCCGAUAUUUUUUUCUAGUCAUAGCGGAUGCAGUUAGCACUUGUAUUACGAGGUGGGGAUCGCGAGCAUAGACAGGGGGGCGGGCUCUUCGUCGUAACGGGAAGGGGCGGGCUUUCUUCCAGUAGCAAGCAGGGCGCACGAAGUAUAACGUAGAUUUCUAUCAAAUAUAAACCGAAAGAUUAUUGAGUAAGCCGAGUUUUUUUUAGGAGUCGAAUCAGUGGCAAAACCCCCUCAGUUUUCUCACAUUUAUCGCCAACAAGGUCAGUCAGGUCACAUGGCCUUUCGUUUUAAUCAGCCGAAGUCAAUGCAAACGGGAAUAGUCAUAGAGAUCCUACUUGAAAACAGAGUUACAGACAAGAUAUUGUCCCUGUCUCAGAUUUUGUACAUAAAGUAACAUAUUUAAGGUUUUAUAUAUAUUAUAUAUACAUAUAUACACAUACAUACAUACAUAUUUCUACUGGGUUAGUUCCUCUACUUCCCUGACUUGAAGCACUUUUGUUCACUGUACCUCUAGCUUUCUGUAUGUUCGUGAGACAGAAUGAGCGAAUGUCAGUUUUGUUGUUUUUAUUUUUUGCCUUUUAUUUUUCUUCCCUCUUCUUUCAUUCAGAAGUAAGUUUGAUUCUUUUUUUUUUUUUUUUUUUAUUCAUCCAGCUCUCCCACAUCCCGGCUUCUGUUACGUCAUUUUUUUUGUUUUGUCCGUCGUCUCGUCGCUCGUCGACGAUAACGGAGGCUAUUUAUUUGGAAUCUAAAGACUUGUUCUCUCAGUACGAGCCGGUCUGCUGGUCCUGGUUUAGCAUCAUGCUCAGCGGUGAGCUGGAUUCACUCGCAGAAACGUUCACAAGACCUGAUUCUCAAAACAAAACAAACAAACAAACCCGACAAAGCUUUCUAAAGUUUCAGAAGCGAAACAAGCCGAAGACGAGCGAGACCAGUGUCACUACCGUCAGAACGCAACCGUAAAUGUGGCCUGCUGAAAACUCAAACCAAAAAAAAAAAAGUUUUUCAAUUGUAUUCUUAUUUCUUUUUCUUUCUUUUUUUUCCUGAAUCAUCAGCUUAGUAUUGUUUGAUCUUUCUUUUGUUGUUUGGUUGUUGAGACAGAUUUUAAAGUCCCUUAUUUCUUCCCCUUCGCUUUGCCUCUGUUAGUGACACUGGUUUCUAACCUUUAGUUUUGAAGCAUCGCAGUAAUGCAGAGGAAACAGCUGGAAGUUUGAAGACAUUUUUCUUAGGACUGUUAUACUAUAAGGUCUGAAGCAUGUUGUAUUUAUAAAGGCUAUAUUAUGUCGUGCCUGGUUUAAUUAAGGCAUAUGCUUUUUUUUCUUUUCUUUUUUUUCCUUUUUAAUUAAUUUCAUUGCUUUGCAUCCUGUCCUAGUGAGAUGUCACACGUCUGUUUUUCACUGUAUUGUAAAGUUAUCAGAUAUCACAAUAAAGCUUAAAUGGCAUUUGCA
This is a messenger RNA of Tachysurus fulvidraco (yellow catfish), 5237 nucleotides long. It is a transcript of the gene ypel1, whose product is annotated as yippee-like 1. The coding region runs from base 1550 to 1909 and encodes 119 amino acids. Lineage: Eukaryota; Metazoa; Chordata; Actinopteri; Siluriformes; Bagridae. The record is from RefSeq and is a predicted model, not a curated record. The transcript has 5 exons.